AUGCACUUCACAGGCUCCUCCUUGUCUCCUUGCUUUGACUUUCCCACCUCCUGCAGGCUGUCAUCCCCUGUUGGCAUUUGCAUAUUGCAAGGGAAUAAAACCUCGGUUCCCCCAGACAGGAACCAGAGUGUUAUGGGAACGGAGCACUCGAAGGACGAGGGCCAAAGGAGCAUGGUUUUCCUCAGGAAAGGCCCAAAGCUGCCUGCRUGGGAAGACGCCCUUCUCGCUGGGAAAGAGCCCAAAUCUCUGCUGAAACGGGGCUUGCGUUAUGUCAGCUUGAGCCUCAUYAUGAAAGGGAUGACCAGCACGCCUGACUUCUUGUGGGGACUGCACGAGGUGCAGAAGCUGAACCUUUCACGCAACCAGCUGGUGCUGAUUCCUCCUGCKCUGGGCAAGCUGGACAGGCUGGUAGUGCUGAACUUGGGUGGCAACUGCCUCAAGAGUCUGCCCAAGGAGAUCGGGCUGCUGCGCAACCUGAAGGUCUUGUUCGCCAACAUGAAYUGCCUGAAAGAAGUGCCGGCAGAGCUCAGCUUGUGCAGGAAGCUGGAGGUUCUGAGCCUCUCACACAACUGCAUCUCGCAGCUGCCUCUGAGCUUCACCGACCUGACGAGCUUGAGGAAACUGAACCUCAGCAACAACCGCUUUGCGCAAAUUCCCCUCUGCAUUUUCGCYCUGAGGAGCUUGGACUUCUUGCACCUGGGGUCCAACAAGCUGGAGAACAUUGCCGAGAGCAUCCAGUAUCUGGUGAACCUGCAAAUCUUUAUCGUAGAAAACAACAACAUCCGCAGCCUGCCGCGCUCGCUGUGCUCCAUCGGCAGCCUGGAGCUGCUGAACGYGGAUUACAACGCCAUCCAGAGCCUCCCCGACGAGCUGUACCUGCUGCGCCGGCUGCGCCGCAUCGCCUGGAACCCCAUGGACAAGGGCCUCCACAUCGCCCACAACCCCYUGGCACGGCCCCUGCCCGAGGUGGUCGAGGGAGGGCUGGAUGUGCUCUUCAACUACCUCAGGGACAAAAAGGAGCACAACUGA
Molecule: messenger RNA, 1029 nt
Organism: Malurus melanocephalus (red-backed fairy wren)
Lineage: Eukaryota; Metazoa; Chordata; Aves; Passeriformes; Maluridae
Gene: LRRC30
Product: leucine rich repeat containing 30
Exons: 1
Coding region: 1-1029 (342 amino acids)
Molecular function (GO): protein binding
Source: RefSeq, a predicted model, not a curated record